Messenger RNA from Suncus etruscus (white-toothed pygmy shrew), 822 nucleotides. It is a transcript of the gene MTRES1, whose product is annotated as mitochondrial transcription rescue factor 1. The coding region runs from base 48 to 755 and encodes 235 amino acids. The transcript has 4 exons. Lineage: Eukaryota; Metazoa; Chordata; Mammalia; Eulipotyphla; Soricidae. The record is from RefSeq and is a predicted model, not a curated record.
GGGAGGGCAGUAGGAGGCGCGGCCUCGACGUCCAGGUUGCAGGUGGCAUGGCCAUGCCUAGCGUCAGGCUGCCUGUGAGUGUUUUAAGAAAGCCAGAUACCUGGCUCCGACUGUUUGCGACACCUUCCUCACAUACGCUCCACACGCCCUGGAAUCGAUACUUAUAUUUCUCUAGUACCAAGUUAAGUGCAAAUUACAAAACACUUUUGCAUAAUGUUUUCUCACUAAGACUCCCUGAACUUUUCAUUUCUCCAGAAAAUAUUUUUCCAUUAUCCCUAAGACUCAAAAGCAGUAUUAGCUCUAAAAAGUCCACUAAAAAAGCUCUGCAAAAAGUAGAAGAUGAAGAGGACUCUGACGAAGACAUUGAUCAUGAGCUGAGUGCUCAGGGAGAGGAAUUGGAAGAGGACCCCAGUGUGCCCAAGGAUUACAAGGACCUGGAAAAGACCGUGCAGUCUUUUCGGUAUGAUGUGAUCAUGAAGACAGGCCUGGAUGUUGGAAGAAACAAAGUGGAAGAUGCUUUCUACAAAGGGGAACUCAGGCUCAAUGGAGAAAAAUUAUGGAAGAAGAGCAGAACGGUGAAAGUGGGAGAUGCACUGGAUCUUGUCCUGGAGGAGAAUAAAGAUGCAGAAACAGAGACUGUAAUGCGGGUUCUCCUGAAAAAAGUGUUUGAGGAGAAGACGGAAAGUGACAAGUACCGAGUGGUGCUGCGCCGGUGGAAGAGGCUUCAGCUACCGAGGAAGAGGGCGGCUAAGUGAAAAAGGACAGUGCCCCUUGAGCUUCAGAAGAGGACUUUCCAAUAAAAUAAAAUGCUCUUUUAUCUGA